CCAACAUCGCCAAUGCCGGAGAUUCCCACAAGGACCAGAUCGUCGCGGCCGCCAAACAUGGAUUCGCCCUGAUCAAUCGCGACACCGGCGAGCUGUCGUAUAUCCGCAGAGCAUGGGACGACCCAGACAGGGACCACAGGUAGGUGUCAGAAGUCGGGAUCUGCACAACUCGAAGGCGUGAAUCUGACUCAUCGACAACGCCAUCAAAACAGGAUGCGUUUCAACGACGGAGCAGUCGACAGCCACGGGCGAUUCUGGGCCGGGGCUAUGAAUGACCCCAAGAUCCAGAAGCCUACCAACGAAGGGGUCCUGUUCCGGCUAGAUCCCGACUUGAAACUCCAUCGGAUGGUUGAACAGCUGACGAUCCCCAAUGGGAUUGGUUGGAACCCUGCGGAUGACACCAUGUACCUGACCGACUCCCCUACUGGUAAGAUUUUUGCCUUCGACUUCGAUGCGAAGACCGGAGCAAUCAGCAACCGCAGGGUUCACUUUGAUAUUGGGGAGCCCAAGGAGCCCGAUGGAUUUGCCAUCGAUGAGGAAGGCUGCCUCUGGAGUGCCAUAUAUGGCGGCGGGAAGAUCAUACGCAUCUCGCCAGAGGGAAAAGUGAUCGGCGAAGUGAUCCUGCCUACACGAAACAUUACUUGUCCAACAUUUGUCGGGACCGAGCUCUUUAUCACAACUGCCAAGGACGAUGUGAACGAUGAGCAGCUUCCCAACUCUAUCCGGUAUGGGGGACGGCUUUAUCGCGUGGAUGUCGGUGUUAGAGGAAAGGCUAAGAACCAGUUCCGCUUUCAGGACUGAUCUCAUGGUGAUAACCUAGCAUUCAGAGAGUUGUAGAAAGAAGUAUACUUUGACCGGGAGCUGCUCUGUGUGUAGGCUUUUAGACCAAGCGCCCUUUGAAGGGGCCACAAUGGAGACGCGAAC
This is a messenger RNA of Aspergillus brunneoviolaceus CBS 621.78, 924 nucleotides long. RefSeq names its product SMP-30/gluconolactonase/LRE family protein. The transcript has a single exon. Gene Ontology annotation, biological process: L-ascorbic acid biosynthetic process. The record is from RefSeq and is a predicted model, not a curated record. Bases 214 to 801 code for a protein of 195 amino acids. NCBI's taxonomy places the organism in Eukaryota, Fungi, Ascomycota, Eurotiomycetes, Eurotiales, Aspergillaceae. Gene Ontology annotation, molecular function: gluconolactonase activity; calcium ion binding.